UGCCCCCAUCCCCCACACUGUAAACAUCAAUAAAGGCAAACGGACGUUGGAGAUAAUCGAGAGGGAGAUAAUUGGAUGCUUCCUCUCUUUCUCAUGGCGGAUAUUACAACUUCCCAACCCAUUUGGCUUCCACUCUCUGCCUCUUGAUUUUCGCUCUAUUUUUUUUACUCUUCAUUCUUUUCAACAAAAAGCUUCAGAAUGUCUCUGGCUACAGCUUAUGCCAACUCUGCUCUUCACCUCAAUGACAAAAAUCUCAAAGCCUUUGCAGCUCCUACUCUCACUGGGUUCUUCGCCAGGGGCUAUCCCACUUCCCUCUGCAUGCGCCCGAGGGCAAAAUUACCAUCGUCAUUAACUGCCCUUGUUCCACGAGCAACAUCUACUACUCUAGAGCAGGAUGGCAGUACUAGUGAGAUUGAUACAAUUCCCACCCCUCAAGUUAUAAUUGACCAAGACUCUGACCAUGAUGCAACUGUGGUGGAGAUAACCUUUGGUGAUCGUCUUGGAGCUCUUCUUGAUACUAUGAAUGCCCUUAAAAACCUUGGGCUAAAUGUUGUGAAAGCAAAUGUCUUUUUGGAUUCUUCUGGGAAGCACAACAAAUUUUUCAUCACAAAAGCUGAUACCGGUAGAAAAAUUGAGGAUCCAGAGCUGCUUGAGGCAAUUCGUUUGACAAUUAUAAACAAUCUACUUGAGUAUCACCCGGAAUCAAGUUCCCAGCUGGCAAUGGGAAUAGCAUUUGGUAUGGUCCCACCAAAACAACAGGUUGAUGUUGAUAUAGCAACCCGCAUAAGCAUUAAUGAUGACGGUCCUGAUCGAAGCUUGCUUUACGUCGAGAGUGCUGAUCGCCCUGGAUUGUUGGUGGAUCUUGUAAAGAUUAUCAGUGAUAUUAACAUUGCUGUCGAAUCUGGAGAGUUUGAUACUGAGGGUUUGUUGGCUAAGGCUAAGUUUCAUGUCAGCUACAAGGGUAAAAGCAUCAUCAAGCCUCUCCAACAGGUCCUGGUUAAUAGUUUGCGUUACUUCUUGAGGCGACCGACAACUGAAGAUGCAAGUUUUUGAGCCACUCUAGCAGCUGACCAACUAUCAGAACAAUAUAAGCCUGCUUACAGGUAAAGAUAUUCUCCAUAAGUAUUUGGAUUAUAAACAAAUGAACUUGUGAUGUAAUUGCGGCGUAAAAUGAUAUCCAAGAUGUUGUAUUCUGGUAACCCGUAUUGUGAAAAGUGCAACUACAUAUACAUUGUCUUCAACUUCUUGGUUCUUGACUCAUGUAGCCGAACCCCCAAACUUUUGGUAUAAAAACUCAGAUGAUGAUAAUAAGAAAUUACGAUUAUCGAGGA
Molecule: messenger RNA, 1331 nt
Organism: Tripterygium wilfordii
Lineage: Eukaryota; Viridiplantae; Streptophyta; Magnoliopsida; Celastrales; Celastraceae
Product: ACT domain-containing protein ACR11-like
Exons: 10
Coding region: 199-1053 (284 amino acids)
Cellular component (GO): chloroplast stroma; chloroplast thylakoid membrane
Source: RefSeq, a predicted model, not a curated record